Neurospora tetraspora is the source of this 1212-nucleotide messenger RNA. RefSeq lists its product as uncharacterized. NCBI's taxonomy places the organism in Eukaryota, Fungi, Ascomycota, Sordariomycetes, Sordariales, Sordariaceae. The transcript has 4 exons. The coding region runs from base 1 to 1212 and encodes 403 amino acids. The record is from RefSeq and is a predicted model, not a curated record.
AUGCGAAGCUUCUUCCGAAAAGUCAGGGACGAAUCGCAAAAGGUCCUUCAGGGGGAUCACGGUGCCAACGACCCCAGGUCCCUAGAGAACCCUGAACAUCCCCCUCCAUCCGCGGAAGAGCAUGAAGCCCGUCAUCAGCAUCCGCGUUACCAUCCCGAUGUCGAUAACACGCAACCAGAGGGCGAAACCCCUCUCAAUGUCUGCAAUGUUGAAAGACUCGGUUUCCAGGUCGCCAACAAUAGCGCCAGUUACCGCGAUCUAGGCUUCACCGGAAAGAUUGCUGGGAAAUGGUAUGCCGUCUUCGGCGACACCAUGUGGUGCGCCCCUGGGGUCUCUAACUUCCUUGAGGACACUCCCGGUUUUCAUGGCAUGGUUCGGGACUCAGUCUCCCUGUUGACGGAUGACCCUUUGACCGUGGUGGAUCUGAACCUGAAUGAUGAUUGUCCUGUCCCGCAUCAGAAUCAGUUGAUCCCUUUCAACGAGGAAUGGGGUGAAACGAACCAGUACGGUUUCGGCGGCACGAGUCUUUGCGAGACUGAUGCCGAGGCCGCCACGGCUGCGCUUUACUACCUUGUGAACGCCAACGAAACCGGCGGCCUCCUAGGCGCUGGCGUCGCCAAGGUCGAGGUCAUCAACGACACUCCCACGGUCACCCAGCGCUUCGGCGACAGAGGGUUCUGGUGGGAUUCCAACACGACCGCCAAAUACGGAGACCAGUGUGCCUACCGCGAUGAGCGCUCGGAGUACAUCUACAUCUGGGGCGGCCCGCCGAACUCGAUCACUGGAUGGCCUCACUCCAGUUACGCCUACCUUGCCCGGGUAAAGGCAGAAGACGCUUUCGAUCUGGACAAGUACGAGUAUUUCUGGGGCCGUCAGCAGGGCUGGAAGUCUGAGGUUCUCACCAAGUUCGAUGCUGAGACGGCGGUUUGGUGGGCUGUUGGCCAGGGACAGGUUGCUUGGAAUGAGCAUUACCAGUGUUAUGUGCUGGUUCACUUGUCUGCUUUUGGUGAUGGCAAAGUGUACCUGCGAACAGCCACCUCUCUGGAAGGCCCAUGGACUCCGGAUGUUCAGGUAUACAAGAGCGAACCUAUCAAAGGCGGAUUAGUCUAUGCCGGUGUUCAACAUCCUUACCUGGAUCCAACUGGACAGACGCUGGUUUUGUCUUUUACGAACAACAACCACAUCGAGGUCAUCAAGGUUGCCUUUGUUUAG